Molecule: messenger RNA, 1179 nt
Organism: Daldinia caldariorum
Lineage: Eukaryota; Fungi; Ascomycota; Sordariomycetes; Xylariales; Hypoxylaceae
Product: NAD(P)-binding protein
Exons: 2
Coding region: 105-1172 (355 amino acids)
Biological process (GO): NADPH regeneration
Cellular component (GO): cytoplasm
Molecular function (GO): nucleotide binding; oxidoreductase activity
Source: RefSeq, a predicted model, not a curated record
CUUAUGCUAAAGGAAGAAUAUAAAAGCAAGGCUAUUCAUCUAUCACUCUUGUUUAUGCUUUUCCAUAACAGCAGAUUCGAUAUUUUAUAAAAACCAAAGGGAUAAUGGCGUCUCUAGGAAUCGCAAUUAUUGGUGGAGGCAUCUUCGUCAAGGAGCAGCAUAUCCCUGCUGCUAUAACCUCCCCGUUUCUUUCAAUCAAGGCUAUCUGGUCUCGGUCUCGCAAGACCGCAGAGGAUGCCUCAAAGCUUGUGUCUAGCGAUGCUGCCCCUUCGGUAGACUUGUACUCGGCCGACUCCGGGGAGGGAAAGUCUUAUGAAGAUCUCCUCAAGCGCAGCGACAUUGAUGGAGUAAUUAUUGCUCUGCCUAUUCUGGACCAGCCAUCGUUUAUCGAGAAAGCCCUAGCUGCUGGCAAACAUGUCCUGGCGGAGAAACCGAUAGCCAAAGAUCUCGAAACAGCCAACAAGCUUAUCGAGUACUAUAAAAAAGUGUCCGCCGAGAAAAAUGUGACCCUGGCUAUAGCAGAAAACUUUCGCUUUCAGCCGGGAUGGGCCUACGGCGCUGAAGAAAUCAAGAAGCUCGGCAAAGUUACGGGUUUCGUUGUGAGGCUGCACUCGAUGAUGGAGGCAACCAACAAGUACUAUCUCACACCGUGGCGAACAACACCGCAGUACCAGGGCGGUUUCCUGUUAGAUGGAGGCGUGCAUUUCACGGCUGCUUUAAGAAAACUCUUAGGCGCGGAAAAUGCGGCUGAAUCCUUGGUGGCCGAGACCGCUUUGGUUUCAAGCCAUCUGCCGCCUGUCGACUCCAUCAACGCAAUCGUGAAGACAAAGUCGGGCGUGGUUGGCUCCUACAUCACAUCGGUCGGAACUACAAUGAAUGCGUUUGAAUUCCACAUUGCCUGCGAGCAGGGUGUUGUUAAGGUCGAGUCAGCUAAGGUGGUUACGGCCCGAGGAGUUGGAAAAGACGCGGUGGAAGAGGAAAAAGUGUUUGAGCGGACCAGUGGAGUCAAGGAAGAAGUUCAUGCUUGGGCUGAGUCUAUCCUUUCGGGGAUACCAAACCCCAACCAGACUCCCGAACAGGCGCUUGCGGAUCUAGAGUUAAUUGAGAAGAUGCUGUCGAGCGGGGAGCAGGAUGGAGCGCGCCAGAAACUUGAGUACCAGGGUUUCAUAUAGGUAGGGC